CUAAAAUGAAUUUUUAACCGAUGUGGGACAAAUACUUUUCCUUCUUCAAAACCUCUCCUCUGUCCUUUCUCUGUCUCUGUUCUCGCUCAAAUUUAUGAAGAGGCUCGUUUCAAAGCUUCGAUUUUUCUCCUCUUCUUCGAUAGUUCCACGAUGCAACAAUAUACCUAAACCAAUCCUCAAUCCUCUUUAUAAUCUACUUCCCCAGACUCAAAACCCUAAUAAAAUCGUAGAUGUUAUCUGUUCAACACUCAACCACCGUGAUCAUUCCGUCUUGUUACCUAACCUUCGUGACGAGGUUAAAUCGCUGAUUCCUCAUUUGGGUUAUCCUGAAAUCUCUAGGGUUUUGCUUAGGUUUCAAUCUGAUGCUUCUCGAGCUCUUACGUUCUUUAAAUGGGUUAAAUUUGAUUUGGGGAAGAGACCUAAUGUUGGUAACUACUGUUUGUUGCUUCACAUUCUUGCUUCGUCUAAGAAGUUUCCUUUAGCUAUGCAAUUUCUCUGUGAGUUGAUUGAAUUGACAUCUAAGAAAGAAGAAGAGGAUGUGUUUAGUGUUUUGGUUUCUGCUUCUGAUGAAUGUAAUUGGGAUCCUGUUGUUUUCGAUAUGCUUGUCAAGGGUUAUCUGAAAUUGGGUUUGGUAGAAGACGGGUUUUCGACGUUUAGGAAGGUGAUUGAUUCCGGUUUUCGUGUUAGUGUUGUUACUUGUAACCAUCUCUUGAAUGGGUUGCUGAAAUUGGAUUUGAUGGAGGAUUGUUGGCAAGUGUAUAAUGUGAUGUGUAGAGUUGGAAUCCAUCCCAAUACGUAUACGUUCAACAUUCUUACUAAUGUGUUCUGCAACAAUUCGAAUUAUGGUGAAGUUGAUGACUUUUUGGAGAAGAUGGAGGAAGAAGGUUUUGAGCCUGAUUUGGUUACUUAUAAUACGUUAGUGAGUAGUUAUUGUAGAAGAGGAAGGUUGAAAGAAGCGUUUUAUCUGUACAAGAUUAUGUAUAGGCGUCGUGUUGUGCCUGAUUUAGUUACUUAUACAUCACUUAUCAAAGGUCUUUGUAAAGACGGGAGAGUUAGAGAAGCUCAUCAGACGUUUCAUAGGAUGGUAGACAGAGGAAUUAAGCCUGAUUGUAUGUCUUAUAAUACUCUUAUCUAUGCUUAUUGCAAAGAAGGAAUGAUGCAACAAUCGAAGAAGCUGUUACAUGAAAUGCUUGGGAAUAGCGUUGUUCCGGAUAGGUUUACUUGUAAGGUUAUAGUUGAAGGAUUUGUGAGAGAAGGACGGUUACUUGCUGCUGUUAAUUUUGUUGUCGAACUUAGAAGGUUAAAGGUUAUCAUCCCAAUUGAAGUUUGCGACUUUCUGAUAAAAAGUUUAUGCCAGGAAGGUAAACCAUUUGCAGCAAAGCAUUUGUUAGAAAGAAUCAGUAAAGAGGAAGGUCACGAGGCUAAACCAGAGACUUACAAUAACUUAAUCGAGUCUUUGUGCUGUUGUGAUGCUAUUGAAGAGGCAUUGGUUCUAAAAGGGAAACUCAAAAACCAGAAUCAAGUACUUGAUGUCAAGACAUACCGAGCUCUUAUUGGCUGCUUAUGUAGGAUUGGUAGGAACCGUGAAGCCGAGUCUUUGAUGGCGGAAAUGCUUGAUUCUGAAGUGAAACCGGAUUCAAUUAUAUGCGGGGCUUUGGUUAAUAGAUACUGCAAGGAAUUGGAUUUCGAUAAAGCCGAGAGUCUACUGAGUUUCUUUGCUAUGGAGUUUAGAAUCUUUGACACACUGAGUUACAAUUCGCUGGUUAAUGCAUUAUGUGAAACGGGAAGCGGAUAUGAUAAAGUGUUAGAUCUUCAGGAAAGAAUGCAGAGACUUGGGUUUGUUCCAAACAGCUUAACCUGUAAGUACUUGAUCCAAGUGUUGGAACAGCCUUCUUUGCCAAAUCAUCCGCCUGAGAAUUGAAGCAAAGCUUGAUGCGAUGAAACUUGUAUUCCUGGUUCUUGGCCAGAUGCAUAACUUAAAGAAAUACAAAGUUAGAGGUGGAUCGUUUUAACUGGUGGUUUAGCCUGUAGAAUCUCUCGAAAAAGGUCUAGUACUUGCUUAGCAUCCAUGAGGAAAAUGAUGUCCUUGUGAUUCAGUGCCGAAAGCUGCUUUACGGCACGAAGCAGAGCAUUUACCUCAGCUUCCGCUGCAUUCUCUGCUGUCGGAAGCCUACCUCAACUCCAAAGCACAAGUCUUCUCUGUUGAUCAAACAAGAGCCAAGCUAUGCCGAUUUGUGUGUUCGCAUUGAUACAGGAUGCAUCCAGAUAACAGUAAUAUUGAGUAGUUGUAACUAAAGGAUGCACCUGAAAUGGUUGCAGAUUGCCUCCAAUUUUGUAGUCUGUAGCAAUUCCAAGAGUUUGAGCAGGAUUGUCUUUUUUAAUCCUUGCCUCAUGUCUUCUGGUUUGCUUAUUUCCAUGGAUUUGAAAGUAAAGUAUCAAACUUUGUGUAGUUGAAGCAAUUUCUUUGUAACUCUCUAUUAUAACUUCUCCAAAGCAUGAGUUUGUGCUCUGAAAAA
This is a messenger RNA of Arabidopsis lyrata subsp. lyrata, 2516 nucleotides long. Its product is annotated as pentatricopeptide repeat-containing protein At5g40400. The transcript has a single exon. Gene Ontology annotation, molecular function: protein binding. The record is from RefSeq and is a predicted model, not a curated record. The coding region runs from base 95 to 1921 and encodes 608 amino acids. Lineage: Eukaryota; Viridiplantae; Streptophyta; Magnoliopsida; Brassicales; Brassicaceae.